AUGAUCUCAGGUUCUUCCCUGUCGCUCCUAUUCCUCCCAGCUCUCACUCUCGCAGCGCCCUCCUUCAAAGCUUUCAAGAAUUCAAAAUGUACAGACCCACUCUCCGUGACUUCGAUGAAUACCACGAUCCCUAACAACGAACUCAUCAUCGAUACCGCAAUUGCGAAUUGGAAUGGGACCGCUGGGCCGGCUGGCCACUGGUAUCCGAAUUUAAGUUUCCAAGGAGCAAAUCUUGCUGGCACCCUUAAUGGAACCGGAUCAAACAACGUCUACUGGAAAGUCCCAAAGGCAGAUGAUACUUGCACCUUUGUCUUGAUGAAGCAGAAGCACGAUAAGGCUGCAGGGUGGAAGACACUGACACCUUUGCCAGGGCAGGUUGCUUUGCUGGCAAGGGACGAAGGUUGCUACUAUACGGCUGUGAAUAGAUGUGAACUAACGACUUUGGAGGAUUUCGAGGGUCUCAUCACCAGCUUCUGCUGUGGAGAUGGCGAUUGUGCAGCUGUGCAUAUGGGCGCGAAUCUUUUCAUCACUCCGAAUGCACCGGCUGAAAAGGAAAAACGCUCGCCCCUCUCUCUCACUGCUGCCGCAUCUCGCACAGUCCGGAAUGCCGCACCUAGGGAGGUGGAUGAUCUUCCUUGGAGCCCAGCGACCGACAUCCCUGCCUCUAAAUUCUACAAUGGAGGCAUCUACGCCAUCGCCCGACGCAGUUUCUGGCACCACAUUGUAAAUAUUUUCAAACCAUCUGCUCCUGCUGCACCCUCGCCCCCACCUGUUCCAUCCCAACCUCCACCACCACCUCCACCACCUCCAGCGCCAACAACCCCAUCUUGCAAGAUUGUGGGUGAUCCUAAGAAAGUUGGCGUUACAACUGGGAAACAACGCAUCGUUACCGAUCCACAGAGCUGUGAUACUGGACCGGGUACGUGCUCCCACACCGUGAGUGUGAGCUUCCAGGCCAGCACUGCGUUGAGUCAUUCGAAUAGCGCGUCGUGGACCGUGACGGGAGGUAUGACGGUUGGUGUUUCCGCAGGUGUGGAUUUCAUUGCCGAGGGCUCGGUAAAGACGGAUUUGAGUAUGAGUCUAGCGCAUGCGUGGACAGAGGAUACCGGGACGACUGUUACGACUGGCUGGUCAAAUACCACAUCCCAACAAAUCGUCCAGCAAGUCGGUACACACGCUUUCCUCUCCUUCACGCCGUUCUACGUGUGCUGGAAGGGCGAUGCGAGCUGCGGGAAUGACGAUGCGGGGAAUGAGAUCUUAAUUAAGGGAAUGGAUUUCUGUCAGCCUAGUCUGAAGGAAGGUGGAAGUGAGGUAGUUGGGGAAUAUUCUGUAGUUUAUAUGGGGUAA
Messenger RNA from Lindgomyces ingoldianus, 1347 nucleotides. RefSeq lists its product as uncharacterized. The record is from RefSeq and is a predicted model, not a curated record. The transcript is spliced from 4 exons. The coding region runs from base 1 to 1347 and encodes 448 amino acids. NCBI's taxonomy places the organism in Eukaryota, Fungi, Ascomycota, Dothideomycetes, Pleosporales, Lindgomycetaceae.